Triticum turgidum subsp. durum (durum wheat) is the source of this 3351-nucleotide messenger RNA. Lineage: Eukaryota; Viridiplantae; Streptophyta; Magnoliopsida; Poales; Poaceae. The record is from the annotation of a GenBank genome assembly.
AUGAAGAACUUCUUCAGGAAGCUCCACAUCGGGGAGGGGUCCGGGGACGGCGCGUCGCCGCCCGCCCCGCCGCUCCCCCGCAAGGGCAGCGGCGGCGGCGGAGGAGGAGGCGGAGGCGGAGGCGGAGGCGCGGUCCACCAUCACCUCCCCGAGCAGCGGCAGCAGCAGCCGCCCUCGGUGGUGUCCACCUGGCUCGACUCCGUCCCGACGCGGCCCCCGCCCCCGACGCCCCCGCCCCCCGCGGAGGCGGAGGGGUCGGCGUCCGCGUCGCUGGGUGGGGAGGAUAGGCGGCCAUCGGGGCCGGUGGGCGAGAGGAGGCGCGCGCAGGAGGAGGGAAUGGAGCGCAGGCUCUCGCAGGAGGGCGAGCGGCGGCGAUCGCGGGAGGAGGACGCGGUGGAGGAGCGGGUCAUAAGGGAGUCGUCCGAGGCCGAGGAGAGGAAGCGGGAGAGGGAGAAGGAGGAGGACGACCUCGAGGAGUUCCAGCUGCAGCUCGUGCUGGAGAUGAGCGCCCGGGACAACCCCGAGGAAAUGGAGAUCGAGGUCGCCAAGCAGAUGAGCCUGGGCUUCCGCCGCCCCGCGAGCUCCCUCGCUGAGGUCCUCGCGGCCCGAUACUGGAAUUUCAACGCCCUUGGCUAUGAUGACAAGAUAACAGAUGGUUUUUAUGAUCUCUACGUCAUUGGGAAUGGGCCGGCAUCAAUAAACAUGCCCUCUCUGAGUGAACUGCGAGCACAGCCAGUUUCACAUAAUAGUGUCAACUGGGAAACUGUAUUGGUUCACAGAGGUGAAGAUCCUGAGCUUAUGAAACUUGAGCAGAAGGCCUCAAUCAUUGCUAUUGAACUUCGAUCGAGAAAUUCAGAAUUUGUUGGCAAUGUUUUGAUUCAAAAACUUGCUAAUUUAGUUUCUAACCACAUGGGCGGACUAAUAUUUGAUCCUGAGAACACGUCGAGAAAAUACCAGAAUAUGAUCAGAUCCCUGAGAGCACGUAUUGGAAGUGUAGUUGUGCCUCUUGGCCAAUUAAAAACUGGUCUAGCUCGUCAUCGCGCGCUGCUAUUUAAGGUUUUGGCUGAUAGCCUUCAUAUCCCUUGUCGACUCCUGAAAGGAAGGCAGUAUACUGGAUCGGAUGAUGGAGCUUUGAACAUUGUGAAAUAUGACGAUGGAAGGGAGUUCAUCGUUGAUCUCGUGACAGAUCCUGGCACAGUUAUUCCUUCAGAGGGUGCUGUUUUGUCUACAGAAUUUGAAGACAGUUCCUACUCAGAUAAUCAUCAGUUAAGCAAAGCUGAUAUGACCAAUCAGUUGGGAUCUUCUCACAGUGGAGUCUCAAAUUCUGCAUGCGAUUCCUUUGAGUAUGAGCUACUUGACAGAAGAUCGACAUCAAGCAACGUUGGUCCUUCUGAUACAGAUGGAGCUGCGACUAGUCAAACAAGCAAUCAACAAAAUACGAUAAGUUCUUUUGAAAAUUUAUCGGUUAGCACAUUCCCAAGUGAAAAUAAACCUGUUAUCAAUGAAAGUAGAGGCACAGAAGAAGCGGUGGCACCAAAGAACAAAGAAAAACCAGUUGGUGCAAAUAAUUCUCUAUCAAGUUCACCUUCUUCCCCAGAAGUGGGCAGCACUACGGGUUUCCGGAGGAUGAAAGUAAAGGAUAUCUCAGAGUACAUGAUUCAUGCUGCCAGGGAAAAUCCACAGUUAGCGCGGAAAAUCCAUGAGGUCUUACUUGAAAAUGGAGUAGUGGCACCGCCUGACUUGUUUUCAGAAGAUUCAAUGGAGGAGCCAAAGGAUCUAAUUGUGUGUGAUGCCACCCUAUUUCAAAGCAAGGAUGAAAUGAAAAGGAGAAUGAAUGAGGUUGGAUCAAGGGAAUAUGCUGAUCGUGGUCAUGGCCCAUCACCGUCUCAUCGUCCUGGGCAUGAACUCCAAUCAAAAAUUGUACCUCACCGGGCACUUCUGGACUCACUUAAACCUAUCGAGGGUUUGGGUAUAUACCAUCAUCCGGAUAUCCGUGAUAACACAUCUCCCUAUUUUUCUCAUUAUGAACCUUCGGCACCUCCCCAGGAAACUUCGUCACAGCUCUCAAAGCAAUUGCCUGUCACGGCCGCUGCUGUUGCAACUGCUGCAGUGGUGGCGUCUUCGAUGGUUGUGGCAGCCGCAAAAUCUAACAGUGAUAUGAAAUUUGAUGUGCCCGUUGCAGCUGCAGCCACCGUUACCGCAGCUGCAGUUGUUGCAACAACUGCUGCUGUUAGCAAGCAAUAUGAACACUCGGAGCCUGGUAAUCAGCUACUUAGUUUACCAAGCACAUCUGAACGAAAUGAAUCAGUUGAGAAAGCUGCAGAUGACUUUUGGGAUAAACAGCACACUGAAAUUGGUCAUGGCCAAGAUAAUGCUCUAGAUCAAGAAAGGGAUUCUGCCGAAGUUCCCCGGGAAGCUGAAAGAACCUCAGAUAAAUCAAGCGGGACAGAAAGUGCAAAAUCUGAAGUUACUCUAGACGAUGUUGCAGAGUUUGAGAUGCAGUUGGAAGAAAUUGCAAUCGGGGAACGGAUUGGCCUUGGAUCAUUUGGAGAAGUUUAUAGAGGUGAAUGGCAUGGAACAGAAGUUGCAGUCAAGAAGUUUUUGCAACAAGAUAUUUCAAGCGAUGCUCUGGAUGAAUUUAAAGCUGAGGUGCGAAUAAUGAAGCGGUUACGUCAUCCUAAUGUUGUUCUUUUCAUGGGUGCUAUCACUCGGGUGCCUAAUCUUUCCAUUGUCACCGAAUUUCUUCCAAGAGGUAGCUUGUUCCGGUUGAUUCAUCGACCUAACAACCUGUUGGAUGAAAAGAGGCGGUUAAGAAUGGCACUUGAUGUGGCACGAGGUAUGAAUUAUCUGCAUAAUUGCACACCAGUUAUAGUCCAUAGAGACCUGAAAUCUCCAAAUCUACUGGUUGACAAGAACUGGGUUGUGAAGGUUUGUGAUUUUGGCCUAUCAAGAAUGAAGAACAAUACCUUCCUAUCAUCAAGAUCAACAGCUGGAACAGCGGAGUGGAUGGCACCUGAAGUUCUACGUAAUGAACCAUCAGAUGAGAAAUGCGAUGUCUUUAGUUACGGUGUCAUACUGUGGGAACUUUGUACGCUACAGCAACCUUGGGAAGGUAUGAACGCAAUGCAAGUCGUUGGAGCAGUUGGGUUUCAGAGUCGCCGCCUUGAUAUUCCAGACAACGUCGACCCCGCCGUAGCAGAGAUCAUAACAAGAUGCUGGCAGACGGACCCAAGGGCGCGGCCUUCAUUUGCAGAGAUCAUGGCUGCAUUAAAACCAUUACUGAAACCCUUGCCCGCGAGCGCCAAGGCAGAGAGUACAGCAAACAGACGGGUAAAAGUAAAACGAAGAUGA